CUUUUUUUAUACUUCUUCCCUUCUAAUCAGUCUACUAUUUAUACACACACCACAAUAGACCAAUACCCUUCUUCAUAUACAUACUCUCUUCUCUUCUCCAAAGAACUAAAAACCAGAAAGCCCACCAUAAUUUUUGAACCCCUCUUUCCGACUCACCUCUUUCAUUUCUCGUUGUCACAAAUUCAAGAAAAAAGGAAGAAAGAAGAAAAACAUCUGGAUAUGGGUUGCUCAAGGAUAACUUGUUUCAUUUUGUUGACGAUAUUCUUGAGUUCGAUCUCGAGUUCGAGUAGUAGAAAGCUCUUGGAGGAAGAUCAUCAUGAGAAAUUGAAGAAUUCGGCGACUCCACAACAGCCUUAUUUGGAUGCAAAUCAAUUUCUUACUUCCCUUCCUAAAGGUUCUGUUCCGGCUUCUACUCCGAGCAAAAAGGGUCAUUCCUUCACCACUGAUGAAAAAUUAGUCGCCCGCCACUUGGCUGAACAAGAAAGGAUUCUCCGAUCAGUUCCGAGCCCCGGAAUCGGCCACUAGCUAAUUCCCCGGCCACUUUUUUGUUCUUUAUUUUUUCCUAACUCCUUUCACUAGCUAGAAUUUUUGGGGUUUGUCUUCAGAGGGGAUAUAUGGUUAUAUACACUACAGAUCAUUUUUUCUAAAAAAAUCAUUAGCUGUUAGAUUAGGACUUAGGAGGUUGUACGCAUCUUUAGUGUAUAUUGUAUAGGCCAUACGAACUAAUUGGCAGAUUAAUCUGUUACUAAUUCAUACAUACUCUUCUUCAAUGUAUAUGUAUUCUUUUAUUUAUUGUUAUUAACCUUGGGAGUUAAUUACGUACCAUUGUGAUUGAUCAGAACGACACAAAAACCUUUACAAUUUUUGGCCGACUUUUUCACUUCACUGUAUGGUUUAUGUAUAUCAUAUCUCUUCGUUAUAAAAAAAAAAAUUGACUGAUUUGGAUUUUUUUUUUUUAAUAAGUAUACAAAUUUGUCAGAGCGUAGGUAGUUGAUGUAUAUGAUAAAUUAUAGGACUCAAGGUUACAUUGGUCACCAUGAAAAGGG
This is a messenger RNA of Oldenlandia corymbosa var. corymbosa, 1046 nucleotides long. Lineage: Eukaryota; Viridiplantae; Streptophyta; Magnoliopsida; Gentianales; Rubiaceae. The record is from the annotation of a GenBank genome assembly.